CGAGGACGUCGCCAAGAAGAAUAACGUCCCGACGAUGAACCAGGAGGAGCUGAAGAAGCUGAACAAGAACAAGAAGCUGGUGAAGAAGAUGUGCAACCAGUACGACGCAUUCCUCUGCUCUGAGUCGAUCAUCAAGCUGGUGCCGCGUCUCGUGGGGCCGCACAUGCAUCGUAUGGGCAAGUUCCCCACCGUCUGCGCCAUGAGCGAGAGCCUACCGGAGAAGGUGGUGGAGCUGCAGUCGACGGUGAAGUUCCAGCUGAAGAAGGUGCUUUGCCUCGGCACUUGCGUUGGGCAUGUGGAGAUGACGGAGGACCAGGUGCGCCAGAACACCGUCAUGGCGAUCAACUUCCUCGUCUCGCUGCUCAAGAAGAACUGGCAGAACCUCAAGUCGGCGUACAUCAAGUCCACGAUGGGGAAGCCGCAGCGCAUCUACUAA
Trypanosoma rangeli is the source of this 436-nucleotide messenger RNA. RefSeq names its product 60S ribosomal protein L10a. The transcript has a single exon. The record is from RefSeq and is a predicted model, not a curated record. Lineage: Eukaryota; Euglenozoa; Kinetoplastea; Trypanosomatida; Trypanosomatidae. The annotation marks the transcript as partial.